CCCGGACCGGGACUCCAUUGUUAAUCGUUUUGCGUUGAAGAGCAACUUUUGGUUUCUCCAUUCGCUUUGCUGCCAAGAGAGACGUACUCAGAGAGAGAUAAGCAGGAGAAGAGAUUUUUUUAUAUUGUAAUGUAAAACGGAAAGAGUGAUAGAUAAAUUACAUUUCUCAAGAGCUGGAUAGGGGAAGGAAUGUAUAUUUGAUAUUUGGUGGAAUAGUUGGUGAAGAGAGUCAAUUAUGGAAAUGGAUUAUCUGAAUUUAGUGAACUCUGAUAUGUAUUUUGACUUAGAAUGUGCUAGGACCAAGGAUAAACAGUUAGAUGAGGAAUUUGCGUUUGUAAAACAGCUGGAGAAGGAAACAGAUAUUGAACAGUCAUACAAGGAUUUGCUGCUCUGUCAUCUAACUAAGGAGGUAAGGUUUGUGCCAAGUAAGAGGAAAAAUGAAAAAGAUGAUAUCAGUGAGCAUGAUGAAGACUGGAGUCGCGAGGAGAAUGAUCCCCAGUAUGAGCUUUUCUUGCGCAAUCUUGAGAAGCAUGAAAAGUCUUAUGUAUUCAACCACAAGAAAAAUGGGUCGUGUCUUUUCAUUAGAUAUGAAGAAGAUAGUGAUUCAGAAGAUGAUGACUCUAAUCCAGAGUCUCAGAGAAAAUUAACGGAUCACAAGCCCCGGAGAAAGCUAACAAAUACUGUCGAGGGAGAGAAAAUUGAAGCUAUGAGAUGCUCAAGUGAUUCAAUAAUGCCAGAUUCUGACUAUCUUUUUUUUAUGCAAAAUACUAAAAUUGAAGGUGAUUAUCUUAUAUUGUCGCACGAUGAUGGUACGAUAAUAUAUGAGAAGGAUGGUAUUGUGAUUAGCCCGGAAAAGGGGGACAAUGAUGAUGGUCUGGAAAUUCUAGACAUUGCUCCAGCUUGGAAGGAUGAAACCGAAAAUUUUAUCUUUAUAGAGCAGGACAGUUCAAAAAUGCACUCUGACUUCAGGGAAGAACUCGUGUGUAUUCUUCAAAAACAAUAUGAUAGAGAGGAGUACAAAAAGCUUCGGAAAGACGUUGAAGUCCGUAAGGCAGCACUUCGCCAUAGGGAGUUGCGUAAUGGGAGGGAAAACGCGUACUCUACAGAUAAAGCUGGAAAAUCUUAUCUUGAUCGCUAUCCUGAUCUUAAGGAAGCACUUAUAAGAUGCCAAGAUGACAAACCAAGAUGCUUGAACCUCUUGCGUGGAUUCUUCUUUUGGCUUCAAUGUCUAACUAGGGAAGGAGCAUUCAAACCAUGGAAGGACCAAGAAUGCCUAGCAGUGGAGCCAAUACGUUGCCCCCCUCUCGAUCCUGAGCGAAAAAUCAAACAAGCAAUGAAGUGAUGUACUGAAAGAAACUUAUGCUUUUGGGGGAAUGUAUUUUCUUUAAUCUCGUUUUAUGGAGGUUCUAUGCUAUUUUCAACAGAGUAGCAGUUUCUUAAAAUACUGAAUUCGGACUAGUUUUGUUAAUAUCUCUGAUAAUCCAUUUGUACAUAUCAACAA
Molecule: messenger RNA, 1501 nt
Organism: Olea europaea var. sylvestris
Lineage: Eukaryota; Viridiplantae; Streptophyta; Magnoliopsida; Lamiales; Oleaceae
Exons: 5
Coding region: 236-1342 (368 amino acids)
Source: RefSeq, a predicted model, not a curated record